This is a messenger RNA of Danio aesculapii, 10009 nucleotides long. It is a transcript of the gene abcc5, whose product is annotated as ATP-binding cassette, sub-family C (CFTR/MRP), member 5. Gene Ontology annotation, biological process: transmembrane transport. NCBI's taxonomy places the organism in Eukaryota, Metazoa, Chordata, Actinopteri, Cypriniformes, Danionidae. The transcript is spliced from 25 exons. The coding region runs from base 5068 to 8841 and encodes 1257 amino acids. Gene Ontology annotation, cellular component: membrane. The record is from RefSeq and is a predicted model, not a curated record. Gene Ontology annotation, molecular function: ABC-type transporter activity; ATP hydrolysis activity; ATP binding.
UGGCCCAGUAAGUAACACCAUCUCAGCUCUGUGACGUCUUUCUGGUGUCUUUUCUUCUUCUCCCUCUAUCUACCUAUCCAUCUCUCUCUCCUACUCUGUCUUUCUCUACCUCUGUCUCUGUGUAUUAUUAGCGUUGUAGAUGCACCAAUCAAAUCCUGCCCCCCCUCAGAUGCUCAGGUGAGUGUUUAGAUGGGGAAAGGAAUGUGUUAUUGUGUUAUAUUGUCACUGGGCAUCUGCUUUACCUCUGUGGUGUUUCCAGUGAGGCUCUCAAAACCAGAUUAUCAGCUUAUUUUUAAAGUGCCUUAAUUAUGCGUGCCAACACCGAAAGAGUAUUACAGCUUAUCUGCUCCUUUUCUCUUAAACAAACAGAAACAGGGAAAUUGAAUCACUUAUAAAUGAUUGAAAUAUGUCAUUUCUGCAUCCCUGAUGGCACCAAAUGGAACCACAAUUCAUUUAAUUGACUUUAACAACAAAGCCUUUCAUAGAUUAUCAUUUUUUAAGAGCAAAAACUGUAUUUUUUCAAAUUUAAAUGUAUUUUUAGCAUGUUUGUUUAUGUUUUAUUAUGUCAAACUCAUGGUUAAAAGCUUAGCAAUGAUGCUGUGCAAUUCCACCAGUCUGCUGCAAGCCUAUGGAUAGUUUCUAUUGGUGCAUUUUGCAACUAUAAAUGAAUAGCUCUGCAUUUUCCCAUCAAUUUUAAUUCAAUUAUGUCUUGCUUAAUGGGAUUUAAGUUCCCCCCACUAAAGUCAUUAAAUACACACUAUAGGAACUAUUGAUUUUUUUCGCCAACCAGACCGUUUCUGUGUGUAAAAUAUAAAUGGAAAAUUGUUUCUGGAAGCAAUGCAGCUGAAAUAGCAGGCAGAAACUAAUGCGCUUACUUAUAUACGUCAUUUUACACUACACCGAGAGACGCUGACCACUGCAAGCAAGUUAAACAUGUUAAACUGGCAAAAACAAGUGCUGACCGAUGGCAAAAGUCACAGACGGCGGAAACGCUCUGAUCCGACAAAUCCAGACGAAGUUUGUGCAGUCAUUGAUCAGUGUCUGUCAAUGCAGUUUUAAUCGUUUUAAACCUUACAGUAAGGGUGGGAUUUUUUAUUUCUCUUUGGUGCAGCCAGUUAUGUAGAAAUGACACACUUUGACUUUUAAGAAAGUCCAGUCGUCAAAAACCUAACGAAUAGUUCAUUUGCAAAAGCAGAUUUCAAGUAGUUUUCAGGAAUGAUGUUUUUAUGUUGUGUAUUACUGAAGAGUACUAUUUCAAAGACAUGAUUUGUGAUCCUGAACCACAAAACCAGUCAUAUCUUAUAUGUCCUGUAUAUAAAUAAGCUUUCUAUUGACGUAAUGUUUGUUACAAUAAGACAAUAUUUGACCAAGAUACAACUGUUGAAAAUAUGGAAUCUAAAAUAUCAUAAUACUGAGAAAAAUUGCCUUAAAAUUGACACAAUUUGGGGCUUAGCAAUGCACAUUAGUAAUUAAAUACUGAGUUUUGAUAUAUUUACAGUAGGAAGGUUACAAAAUAUCUUUAUGAGACAAAAUCUUUACUCAGUAUUCUUGUCAUUUUUUCACUGUAAAAAUUGCUGGGUUACACAAUGAGCCUAAUUGGGUGGAAAGCUAUGCCAUAAUUAGAAAUAUUCUACAAAUAUUUUAGCAAAGUCAGUCUUAGCAGCACGUGGGGUCUACAAAGUUGCACAAUUCGCAACGGGUGUCAUGCGCAGCAAUGCUCUAGCUCCUGAGACAGCAUCUUCUCUACUGGCACACAUUCACACCGCACACGCAAACAGAGCUGAAGCAGCGUGUAUGUAUCACAGAAAAUCAGUGGAUCUUAUCCAUGCAUUUAUUGGGUAAAAUUGCUACUUUUUACUGUCAUUCAGUGUGAUUUUAGUCAUUAUCAUUUUAAUUGAGCAUGAGCAGUGGCAAAAAUAGACCCAGUGCCAGAAUGAUCUUGCCACUGCUGCUUCAGCUCAUGCUCCGCACUGAUAUGCUGCUUCUGCGUUCGGUAUGAAAGUUCCAAUCUGUAAAUAUGGACGCCGAAAAACACGCUUCUGCUCACGCUCUGCUUUAGAUUAGCGACUUUAGAUUAGUAAGCUACGGUGACAUGGCGCAUAUGAAAUAAAUCACAUCAGUACAUAAUAACCGGUUAUGAUUAUUACUGAACUGAGACCAAAUUGUCCGCGUCUGCAUCGUGGUGCACCGAAGAAACAAUUCAUUUUGACACCCCUACAAUGCAAUUUACAUGCUUCGUCCGUGUUGUAUUAUUCAUUAAAAUCAAUCUAAAGUAAUUGCUGUAGUUCAAACAACUCUGAAUUGUAGUUGAGCAACUGUUAUAAUGACCCACGUAUUAAAAAAAAUAGUCGGAUUUAAAUCGGGCUCAUAAUUACAGUUAAUGUGUUGGACCGGGUUGGGCUUGGACACAAGGUACACAGGCUUGGGUAGGGUCAGGUUUAAUUUUUUAGCCCGAACUAAGCUCUAGUCCCAACUCAAAUCAAUUGAAUUAACUUAAUUGUUUUUACAAUUUUAAGUGGAUUGAACAUAAAAUAAUUAAGUUGUCCAUAAAAAAACACUCAAGAAUUGUGUUGAUUCUGCUCACUUGAAAUAAGUAGUUUGGGAAGUAAUUUUUUUGAGUGCUUUAAAUAAGAAAUCAAUCAUUUUAAACCAUACAAUGUAUUUUAAAUGUACAGUUGAAGUCAGAAUUAUCAGCUCCCCUUUGAUUUUUCUUUUUUAAAGAUUUCCCAAAUGAUGUUUAACAGAGCAAGAAAUUUUCACAGUAUGUCUGAUAAUAUUUUUUCUUCUGGAGAAAGUCUUAUUUGUUUCAUUUCGACUAGAAUAAAAGCAGUUUUAAAUUUUAAGGUCCAAAUUAUUAGUCCCUUUAAGCCAGGGGUCACCAAACUUGUUCCUGGAGGGCCGGUGUCCUGCAGAUUUUAGCUCCAACCUUAAUCAAACACACCUGAACAAGCUAAUCAAGGUCUUACUAGGUAUAUUUGAAACAUCCAGGCAGGUGUGUUGAGGCAAGUUGGAGCGAAACCCUGCAGGGACACCAGCCCUUCUGGACCGAGAUUGGUGACCCCUGCUUUAAGCUAUAUUUUUAUAUUCCAGGGUCACAAAAGUUGCUAAGAAAAUUGCUAAAACCUGAUUUCUGAAAAGUUUUUAAAGCAGCGUUAUCUGUUUUCGCAAAUGAACUCUUCAAAUAUUAUUAAUCCUUUAUAAAAAUCCUGCUAUUUUAAGAAACCCAAAGAUAAAUGACUGAAACCAUAGUCAUCAUUUUUUGUUCUACAAGUUUGCAAAAACAACAAUUUAUUACACCUGUCCGAGAAAACAACAACUGCUGCUCUAUUACUGUGCGAAUUUCUGUUUGCUUGUUGCCUUCCAGGUACCAGGUGUUUUGUUUUUGUUCUUAUAUAGGUGGUGUUAUUAUCAAGUAAACAAUAAGGAAAGUAUCCAUUCUUAUGACCAGCUUUGAAAUCAUAGAUUUGGGGUGCGACUUAGCUAUAUAGGGGCACUGCAUGUAGCACAAGCUUAGCCUAGAUAGAAAGGAGGAUAGGCUAACGUUUUCUUCAAGGAGAGCUUCUGUCACUGUCCCACCAUGGGCGACACAGCAAGGCUCUGUCUCGUUCAGCCGUGUGGAGAGACAAAUCGGGCUUCUCAAACAAAAACGAUCUGUUUAAUCGACUUUUUCUCCCUGUUGUCUAUAUUUAGCAACUCCCUGUAGAACAUCUCCUUGAAGAGAUACCUGUCCUUGCUCUGAUGACGGAGCUCGGGGGUGGUUUGUAAAGGCAGACUCCACAGGGUGUCCUGCGGGGAGAGCACACGGCAGGCAGAGCCGGUGAGGAUUCCUGGGAGGUAAGGGCAUGUUUUUUACGCAGGGCUGGAUCAAGAGUUAAUGCUGUUUGCUGCCCUCUCUCUCUCUCUCUCUUUCUGUCUCUUCCCCCUCUCUCAUUUGAUCUCUGUAAUUAUCUCAUGUGUGUUUUGAAAUGAUCCGGCGGAGAUUAAAACGGGUGAUUGUGCAAUGUCUGAUUUCGGGAUCUUGUGCCAAUGGACAAUUGAUUCAGACUCCUUCAGAUUUGCUCAUUGGAAAAAAACGGACUCUUGUGGGGUUUUUAUAUUUGCUGGGGUUUCUUGUUUUGGACAUUCUCUCUCAGAUUCAGGCCAUUUUCAGACCCCACACCUCUUGUCCUCAAGUGUGUUGGAUUUUUGAGCAUUCUCAUGGACAUCUUUUUGGGCAAAUGUGUGGUGUAAAUGGGUCUCGUAAGAUGUGCGUCAUUCAGGGAGGGAUCGCUGCCCCACUAACCUUGAUUAAAAAAUAAUUGGGACAGCUUUUAAGCGAUGACAACUCGCGAACGGACUCUGAAAGAACUAGAUGUGUGUUUUUUUUUCAUUUUGAUUUUGAACUCACAGUGAAACUGUCCUUUUUUUGUGUGUGUUUUUUCUCUUCAAGUGUUGAUCAAUGUUUUUCUUCCUGCUCAAAUGGCUUUGUACAUUGCUGAAUGUUUCAACUCUCAAAAGGUCAAAGGUUUUCCUUAAUAAAAUCGAGCAGCUGUGUUGAACCACAUGGGUUUGCCCGUGUUCCCAGUUUAUCCUUGACUGCGUAUGUGCAUGACAUAUUUGAUCAAACGGUGUGCGUGCGAAUGUGUGUAUUGUGCUUUGUAUGAAGUUUUCUGUGUUUUUCUUGGUGCUUCGGCACACUCUUGCUACUAACGAUUGAUUUAAUUGAUAUUAAUUUCCAGGUGUUAAAACAAAAGUACGUCUCCAUCCUUGACCUCAACCUGAUGUGACUGUAGGUAAAAAAAAAAGUCUUUGAAUCCACAAAACAAGGGGCGUUAGGUCCAUGAUUCACACAUAUCUAGGCAACCUUUCAUUGUCUCUCUUGUUCUUUACUCCAAAGGAUAGAGAAAAUAAGCGAAACCGCAAAAGGUAAACAAUUAGGCUGACAUUCUCUCUUAGUAGAAGUUGCUUCAAUGAUUAGAAGUCAUGCAUACAAUGAUCUGCCCAAGAUGUUUUAUGAUAUGAAGGUCACAGAAUGUUGUUUAGAUAAAUAAGAUCUAUAUAUAUAGACCGCAGUGGUGGUGCACGGCUAUGUUUGUAUUCUCAGUCACGCCUGCUGUGUCCUGUCGCCCCCUUGCUCGUCCUCCCUCUCCGCAGGCGUUUGUGGUUUGGCGGUUACUGGAGUACACGCAGAGGAGUGAACCCGACCUGCCCUACGGCCUGCUGCUGGUGCUGGGCCUCUUGGCCACCGAGCUGAUUCGCUCCUGGUCGCUCGCCCUCACCUGGGCGCUCAACUACCGCACCGGCACCCGCCUGCGUGGAGCCAUCCUGACCAUGGCCUUCCACAAGAUACUGCGGCUGCGCAGCCUCCGGGAGAAGAGCAUGGGAGAGCUGAUCAAUAUGUGCUCGGGUGACGGGCAGCGCAUGUUUGAAGCCGCUGCUGUGGGAAGUCUGCUGGCUGGAGGACCUCUGGUGGCCGUGUUGGGAAUGGCGUACAACUUGUUGGUAUUGGGCCCGACUUCCCUGCUAGGCUCAGCCGUGUUCAUUUUGUUCUAUCCUACUAUGAUGUUUAGCUCCAGGCUGACGGCGUACUUCAGGAGGAAGGGAGUCGCUGUGACUGACCAGCGCGUUCAAAAGAUGAAUGAGAUUUUGAACUACAUUAAGUUCAUUAAGAUGUACGCCUGGGUCAAGGCGUUCUCACAAGCUGUUAGAAGAAUAAGAGAUGAGGAGAGGCAGAUCCUGGAGCGAACAGGGUAUUUUCAGAGCAUCACAGUUGGCGUAGCACCUAUCGUUGUGGUGAUCGCCAGCGUGGCCACAUUCUCCACCCACAUGUUGCUCGGUUAUGACCUCACAGCCGCACAGGCAUUUACUGUCGUCACUGUUUUCAACGCCAUGACCUUUGCAUUGAAGGUCACUCCAUUUUCUGUCAAAUCUCUCUCGGAGGCGUCUGUCGCCAUUGACAGAUUUAAGAGCUUGCUCCUGAUGGCCGAGGUCAAGAUGAUCCGUGAGCUGCCCAGGAAUCCAUCCGUUGCUGUGGAGAUGAGCGGAGCCAGUCUGGCCUGGGAGACGGGCGGUCACAGCGCCCAGCCUUCCCCCCGCGGCACACCUCAUGUAGGAACAAGAGGCUGCCGCAAGAAGCGUCGACAGCGAGACGUCCCAAAACAUCACGCCAUAUUGGAAGAAGAAACGCACGGGCAGCUGCUGAAUGAUGUGUCUGGAGAAAUGGCAUCCAGUCCUGAAGAUCAGACUCUUCACGUGCCGACAAUCAGUCAACGUCUGCAGCGAACUCUCCACUGCAUCGAUCUCUCCAUCCAGAAGGGGAAGCUGGUCGGCGUCUGUGGUAGUGUGGGAAGUGGCAAAACAUCUCUCAUCUCUGCCAUUCUUGGCCAGAUGACUCUGUUAGAGGGAACUGUAGCUGUUGAUGGAGAUUUUGCGUAUGUGGCACAGCAGGCCUGGAUUCUCAAUGCAUCCUUUCGUGACAAUAUCCUGUUUGGGAAGGAAAUGGAGGAAGAAAGGUAUCAGGCUAUUCUGAGUGCUUGCUGUUUGAGACCAGACUUGGCCAUUUUGCCUAGUGGUGACCUUACUGAGAUCGGAGAACGUGGUGCCAACCUGAGCGGAGGUCAACGGCAGCGGAUAAGCCUGGCUCGAGCGUUAUACAGCAACAGAGGCAUUUACAUUCUGGACGACCCUUUAAGUGCUCUGGAUGCACAUGUGGGAAAUCACAUUUUCAACAACGCUAUUAAGAAGCAGCUGCGCGGAAAAACCGUCAUCUUCGUCACUCAUCAGCUACAGUAUCUGGUGGACUGUGAUGAUGUGAUCGUCAUGCGUGACGGCAGCAUCACAGAGCAGGGCAGUCAUGAAGACCUGAUGAAUCUGAAUGGAGAUUACGCCGCCAUGUUCAACAACCUUCAGCUUGGAGAAACGCCCAUCAUUGAGGUUCCGAAUAAGAAGUCUGGGAGUUCCCUGAAAAAACCCUUGGAGAACAACAAGGCAGGAUCCGUCAAAAAAGAAAAAUCCACCAACCAGGGUGAUGGUCAGCUGAUGCAGGUGGAGGAGAGAGGGAAAGGCUCGGUGCCCUGGGCGGUGUAUAAAGUGUACAUCCAGGCUUUAGGAGGCUGGCCCGUCUUCCUCUUCAUCCUGGCUCUCUUCAUCCUCAAUGUGGGAAGCACAGCCUUCAGCAACUGGUGGCUCAGCUACUGGAUCAAACAGGGCAGCGGGAACACCACAGUGCAGGUGGGCAACAGUUCAGUGCUGAGCGAGAGCAUGCGAGAUAACCCUCUGAUGCAGCACUACGCCGCCGUCUACACCAUGUCUAUGGGAGUCAUGCUUCUGCUCAAACUACUGAGAGGCAUCGUGUUUGUCAAGGGUACUCUGCGUGCUUCCUCAAGGCUCCAUGAUGAACUUUUCCAGAAGAUUCUUCGUAGUCCAAUGAAAUUUUUCGACACGACGCCCACAGCUCGCAUCCUCAACAGAUUCUCCAAAGAUAUGGAUGAAGUGGACACGCGUCUGCCGUUUCAGGCUGAGAUGUUCAUCCAGAACGUGAUUCUGGUGCUCUUCUGCUUGGCUGUGAUCGGCAGUGUUUUCCCCUGGUUCCUGGUGGCCGUCGGGCCGCUCGUCCUCCUGUUUACGGUGCUUCAUGUGGUUUCUCGAGUCUUCAUUCGAGAACUCAAACGAUUAGACAACGUCACACAGUCGCCUUUCCUGUCCCACAUCGCCUCCAGCAUUCAGGGCCUGACCACCGUUCAUGCGUACGGGAAAGAGGACGAGUUCCUCCACAGGUAUCAGGAGUUGCUGGAUCAGAAUCAGGCUCCUUUCUAUCUGUUCAGCUGUGCCAUGCGCUGGCUGGCUGUGCGUCUGGAUGUGAUUAGCGUCGCUCUCAUUAGCAUCACAGCUUUGAUGAUUGUCCUGAUGCAUGGUCAGAUUCCUCCUGCUUAUGCAGGGUUGGCCAUUUCCUAUGCUGUACAGCUGACAGGAUUAUUCCAGUUUACUGUCCGCUUGGCUUCUGAGACUGAAGCUCGGUUCACCUCAGUGGAGAGAAUCCAUCAUUACAUCAAGUCUCUGUCUCUGGAGGCUCCAGCGCGGGUGAAGAACAAGGCUCCUCCAUCUGACUGGCCUCAGGAGGGUGAGAUCGUGUUUGACCAAACAGAGAUGAAGUACCGAGACAACCUGCCGCUGAUACUAAAGAAAGUUUCCUUCACCGUUCGACCAAAGGAGAAGAUCGGGAUUGUGGGAAGAACAGGCUCAGGGAAGUCUUCUCUCGGGGUGGUUCUCUACCGGCUGGUGGAACCGUGUGGAGGCUCCAUUAAGAUUGAUGGCGUGAACAUCUGUGACAUCGGUCUUGCAGAUGUUCGCAGCAAGCUGUCAAUCAUUCCACAGGAGCCGGUGCUUUUCAGUGGUACUGUCAGGUCCAACUUGGAUCCAUUCAGCCAGUAUUCAGAGGCGCAAAUCUGGGAUGCCCUGGAGAGGACGCACAUGAAAGAAUGCGUGUCUCAGCUGCCUUUAAAGCUGGAGUCUGAGGUGGUGGAAAAUGGGGAGAACUUCUCUGUGGGUGAAAGACAGCUGCUCUGCGUGGCCCGAGUCCUUCUUAGACAGUGCAAGAUCUUGAUCCUGGACGAGGCCACCGCAGCUAUGGACACAGAAACCGACUGUUUGAUUCAGGAGACCAUUCGCAAUGCUUUCCAGGACUGCACCACUCUGACCAUUGCACACAGAGUUCAUACGGUGCUCAGCUGCGAUCGCAUCAUGGUGCUCAAUCAGGGCCAGGUGGUGGAGUUCGACGAGCCGUCCAAGCUCUUGGCGAACGAAAACUCGCGCUUCUGUGCAAUGCUGGCAGCAGUGGAGAACAAAAUCUCUGUAAGAGGCUGAAGGAUGUCCAAGCCAAGGUUUCAACCCAAGGACUGAAGGGAACAUUCUCCAUUAAUAUUCCAGUCAUUGCUGCUUCAAUGUUCCUCCCUCCUGCAAACCUUCGAGGACCUGCGGAGGGAGGUUAUUGUAUUUCCAUGAAACUCAUGGGCUGUCAUUAGGGGCAUGCCUGUUAAGAUGUACUACUUGUCAGCUUCAAUGGUUAGGUCAAGAAACACUGAUACUGUAAUGCUAUUUACACGACGGAGAGGGGAAAUCAGUUUUCAUGUAGUUUAAUUCAUGCAAACUGGUAUGUUUCACAGAGUACAUAUCUCUGUUUAUACGAGUAUAUAUAUGUAUAUGUAUAUGCAUAUAUAUAUAUUUACAAUGUCGUUGCAGAGUUCUUUUGUACUGAUUCUGCUGGUCUUUGUACAGUAUGUAAUGUAUAUAUACACACAUUCAGAUGUAUCAUCUUUCAUUAUGAUUGAAUAUUUUUGACAACUCGACUGUCUUCAGUACAUGUGUAAAUGUUGUCUUGUGACUUGAACCCUAAACUUUGGCACAGGUGAUGUUGAUGUCCGCAGGAUGUUUUACGAGCACUGAGUAGAUGGGACUCUUUUAUGAUAAACAGUGCUGCUUAUUUACUGUGUCCUUGCUCAGCACACCAAGGAUUCAGUCUUCUUUAGCUAAGAGGCCUUUGUAUAUUUCUAGCCUAUUUCCACCGUUAACAUUUCUGCCUGUUCCUUUUGUUUUUCCUCUUACGUGGUCAUUUUUUGCUCUUUUAUCUAUCAAAGCGUUUCUCAUUUUAGCUUAUUUUUGCACUUUGAAUCAUUCGCCUCUGUAAGAGGUUGGAGAUUUCUCUGACUUUGUCCCAAAAGAAAUGCUCGUUGAGCAGAAUCUGAACGGGCCUUUUGUUUUCUUCGUGUGUUAUUAUGUUGUCUUUCACAGCUCUGGUACAAAGAGAUGGCGCUGAAUGCACCUUCUGAAUCAGGUUGUAAGGGUAUUUUGUGGUCUGCAUAAAGGGGAAUCUGAUUUUCCCUCAUCAGAUCCUGCAAAACAGCAAAAAAAACGUUGUCUUUUCCAUUUCUUUCCAUAGCCUUAGCAUGAUUUCUUAAUUGCCUUGUGAAAAGGGUGGAAAGAGUAGGAGAGAGAACACGCUCUCCGCUGUCUCAAUAAAUUUAUUUUAGGUUUA